AAGGUACUGCUACCGUGUUGCUGUACGCCGCUUGCUCUCUCUACAAUUCUAGUUACUGUCCAGAACUUUUCCUUCUCCAGGUCUGAGACGACGAGCGCUGAAAGAGAACAUCAAUGGCUUGCUCUGGUUUUGUGUGGUUGAUGCUUCUUUUCGCUUUAGUGGCUGGUUCGGCUUUUGCUCAAGCCCCGGGCGGGGCGCCGACAGGUUCUCCGACCAAGUCCCCGCCGGCUUCUUCUCCUAAAGCUGCUCCUCCUCCGGCUCACAUCUCGACCCCUACUCCUUCUCCCACUCCCACUAUGUCUCCACCGGCCUCAGCUCCCGCUCCGACCUCCGCUGCCACGCCGCCCACCGGUGCUCCGUCCAGCUCGCCUCCAGCUCCUCCCACAUCAACUCCUACUAGCGCUCCGGGCUCGGGCACCUCGAUAAGCUCACCGCCGUCGUCCGAGUCACCAGCCGGCUCUCCUGGCAAUGGCGCAGCCUUGAACACAGUCUCCGUCACAGGAUCUGUAGCUUCGGUCAUCUUAGCUGCAACUUUGUUGAUGUAGAUCCGAUCGGAGCCAUGUCUCUCUCCGUAGUCCCAGAUUUGCUAGGGUUUGGUCUCAGUACUAGUUUUUUUUUUUUUUUUUUUUAUCCUUUAUAAUCUCUAUAUUUUAUGGAGUUCCUUUUUAUUUUAUUGUACUUUAAAUUUAUCAGGAGAUAGUGAUGCUUGAUUAUUGUUGUUAUUAUUAUUA
Molecule: messenger RNA, 731 nt
Organism: Juglans microcarpa x Juglans regia
Lineage: Eukaryota; Viridiplantae; Streptophyta; Magnoliopsida; Fagales; Juglandaceae
Product: classical arabinogalactan protein 10-like
Exons: 1
Coding region: 114-545 (143 amino acids)
Source: RefSeq, a predicted model, not a curated record